AUGGAAGAUUUACAAGCAAAUCAACAACAGAUGGUUUCUGGUAUGGAGCAGCUGCUCAGCAACUUCAAAAAGGACGGCGCCUACCGUAGGACUGCUGCUCAUAUCAAAAAACGACUGGACUCUUUGGAUACUUACUGGCAGGAAUUUCACAACCUUCACCUCCAGGUACGUGAGUUGUGUGAUGAAAACCAUUCCUACAUUGUACAGAAUCAAUACGGACAAGUUCUUGAUUUUUAUACAAAAACAAAAGACUACAUACAAAGUUUCUUACCAACUGAAGACAAAUCAAGACCUUCUACUCCGAUCAUAAAACCAUCAAAUUUCAACCCCCCGCCAUCAACGUCGUCAGCAACACCACGACAGGUGGACCGCAGUAUUAACAGCAAGCUGGAUGAGAUGUUGCGUAAGCAAAGUAGCAAUUUUAGAGCUUUUAAGCGAACGUUAGCAAACAUUGACUUGGAUUUGUUAACCGAUAACUGGGAAUUAGAAGAUGCUCUGAAGACCUUGAGUGUUAGAUGGAACCGUAUCGACUCCCUUCAUUGGGAGCUCGACAGCAAGCUGGAGGGUACUAACGUAGCAUACGAACAAGAAUUUUCCGUCCAUGAGAGAAGCUUUAGUGACAUAAAGAAGGCAAUCAACAAGAAAAUAUGGUCAACAGCUCAUCAGGAACAAUUUACACCAAAGCUUGAUAUUCCUAUCUUCAACGGGAAUUAUCACCAAUGGGUUCCGUUCAAAGAUCUAUUUACGGAAUGCAUUCAUAACAAUCGCUCCCUUUCCAGUGCUCAAAAAAUGCAGUUUUUAAAGAGCAAGGUCAGGGGAGAGGCGGAGCGGCUGAUACAACACCUACAGAUCAGCUCGGAUAAUUAUAUUAUCUGUUGGGACAUUUUAAACAACCGAUACAAUAACCCGAAACUUAUAUUCACUUCUCACAUGAACAUAUUAAUGAGUUUGCCAGUUCCCCAUCAAGCAUCAGUGACCAACAUCAAGAAAAUUCACGACACUACGCAGGAGUGCUUAAAUGCAAUAAAAAACCUAGGAAUUGACAUAAGCACCUGGGAUCCGAUUAUUGUUUACCUGUUGACUCAAAAACUCGAUAACGAAACUCAUCAUGAUUAUGUUCAAUCUUUGAAAUGUCCCCGGGAACUGCCAAAAUUACAAGAAUUUCUCAAGUUUUUGGAACAAACAUUUACGUCGAUGGAGUCUGGACGUAGAAAACAAGACAACACUCAUCAAAAAUCACACAUUCCAAGUAAUCAAAAUCAGUAUCCGAAAACUUCGAAAUCGAAUUAUUUCAAACAAUCAUACGCCAGUAAUCGAGUAACAACCCAGCAUCCAUCCAACAUCUCGUCGAGGGGUUCUGCGUCACCUAACUUACAAGCUGUUAAAAACAAGAAUUUCAUAACAUAUACAUGCCCACUCUGCAGUAAGGAUCAUGGACUAUUCUUUUGUCAAGAAUUUUUGGACAUGUCUCCACAAACAAGACGUAAAACAGUAACAAAAUUAAAUGUUUGCCAAAACUGUCUUUUUAAUCAUCAAGGUAAAGCAUGCCUUUCAGAGAAGCGGUGUCGUGAAUGCAACGAAAAUCAUAACACUAUGUUACAUGACGCCUUCCGGUCAUAUUCAAACAAGUCGCAAAACAAUGCGAAUGUGAAAAACAAGUCGUCGAUGUCGUCAGAAGUGGAAAAUAAUCGUGUCAGCAUAAGUAACUCCAACGUUACUCAACAAAACAACGAUAUGACAGAAAUUUUAUUAGCGACAGCGAUGCUCAAGGUGCAGGCCGCAGAUGGUACUUAUAAAAUAAUGCGCACACUUAUUGAUCAGGGUUUGCAAUACUCAAUAAUAUCUGAGAAUGCGGCCCAGCGACUAGCACUUCCUAGACGAAACUGCAAAGGUAGUAUUUAUGGGGUUGGUGUUAAACCUAAUAGCUGUAAAGGAGUACUUCACUUAACAUGCUCAUCAAUGGACGACAACUACGUUUUUGACACGUCGGUAUUUAUCAUGCAAAAUCUUAUCAAACAAUUACCAAAUUCAACAUUUGCUAAACCUUCGUGGUCAUUCUUGAACAAUAUACAACUAGCUGACCCAGACUUCAACAUCAGCAGACCGGUGGAUCUUCUUCUGGGUGCUGACAUAUAUUCGAACAUUAUAUUACCUGGAAUAUGCAGAGAAGAAGAUCAAUCUGUGCCGAUUGCCCAACAGACUCGGCUCGGCUGGAUUUUGUGUGGAAAUACAAAAACAUACCAAUGCAAUGUAAUUUUGAACAACAUCGAACAAAUCGAAAAAUUUUGGGAAACAGAGGACAUUACUGAGCAUUUCGACUUAUCAGAAGAAGACCUUCAAUGUAUUCAAUACUAUGAAGAAACAACAAAACGACUGAGUGAUGGUAGAUACGAGGUCAGACUCCCACUCAAACCAGGAUAUGAAAAACAAUUGGGUUCGUCCAAAAAUAAGGCAAUCGCACAUUUUUUAAGCAUGGAAAGAAAGUUUAGAAAAAACAACAGUUUUGAGCAAAAUUACAAAGCCUUCAUUCAUGAGUACCUAGCGCUUGGACAUAUGAAACCCGCUGAUUCAAUGGGUCGACUCGAAUGUUAUAUACCUCACCACGGCGUACAACGACCGGAAUCGACAACUACGGCCUUGCGAGUAGUGUUCAAUGGCUCAUGCAAGACUUCAACAGGUUCGAGUCUCAAUGAUGUUAUGUAUGCAGGUCCAAACUUACAGCAAGACCUUCAGGAACUGUUGAUCAAGUGGCGACAGUUUGAGAUAGUAUUUACGGCUGACAUUGAAAAGAUGUUUCGCCAAAUAUGGAUUCAUCAAGAUGACCAGCUUCUCCAAAAAAUAAUAUGGAGAGAUUGUCCAAGUUCUGCAUUGCAAGACUUACAACUAUGCACAGUCACCUAUGGCACAAAAGCUGCCCCAUUUUUGGCCAUGAUGACGCUUAAACGAUUAGCAAACGAUGAACGAAGAAAUGAUUACUCCACCACUGCAAUCCAGGCCCUGGAAAAAGCAAUGUACAUGGACGACCUGCUGUAUGGAGCCCAUUCUAUGACGUCAGCAUUGGAAUUACAACAAGAGCUUAUUCGCCUGCUUCAGUCUGGAGGAUUCAACUUAAGAAAAUGGAAUUCCAACAAAGAGGAACUACUUAACAUCAACAACAACCAAGACAACAAAAAUUUUAAUUUUAAACAUGCACAUUCAUCGAAAACACUUGGACUCAGCUGGAUUUCUAAACAAGAUAUUUUCACAUUCCAAACAAAAAUUACUGUCUCUGAGAAGAAAUGUACAAAGCGAAGUCUUUUGUCAGAAAUUUCGAAACAGUUCGAUCCAAUCGGCUUGAUUGCUCCCAUAACACUGAGACUAAAACUUCUCUUCCAAAAAGUAUGGCAGCUGAAUCUUCAGUGGGAUGAUGAACUACCCGAAGAAAUCCAAGUAGAAUGGAUAAACAUGAAACAUGGCAUCAAAAUGAUUGAUCAACUACAAAUACCUAGAUGGUUGGGAACAAAAGAAAAUAGCUUAGUCGAAUUGCAUGGUUUCUGCGAUUCGUUGGAGAGAGCAUUCGGCUGCGCCAUAUAUUGCAGAACAAGCAAAAAUCAUCAUUCAAUGGUGGUGUUAGUUGCCGCCAAAACCCGACUAGUACCCAUCAAAAAGCCUAUCACUAUACCAAGGCUCGAAUUAAAUGCCGCAGUUUUAUUAUCAAAAUUGAUGAACAAGGUUGUCAACUGCCUAAGUACGUACAACAUAUAG
Molecule: messenger RNA, 3744 nt
Organism: Parnassius mnemosyne (clouded apollo)
Lineage: Eukaryota; Metazoa; Arthropoda; Insecta; Lepidoptera; Papilionidae
Source: the annotation of a GenBank genome assembly